Molecule: messenger RNA, 1747 nt
Organism: Sorghum bicolor (sorghum)
Lineage: Eukaryota; Viridiplantae; Streptophyta; Magnoliopsida; Poales; Poaceae
Exons: 5
Coding region: 1-1422 (473 amino acids)
Source: RefSeq, a predicted model, not a curated record
AUGGCCAUUGCAAAGAUCGACGAGCAUCUGGUCUUGCGAAGCGAAAGCACAAAGAGGCGCCGUGACGAGCUCAUCGACCAUGCUGCAGUGUGUUGGCUUGAGGGCAAUAGCCACGACACGGAGCCGCAUCAUCUCGGCGACGCCCUCCGCCGUCAGCUGCGCCUGCGCCAUGGUGAGUUCAAGGUGGUCAAGCACUUCCCCGAGCAGUACUUCGUCACCUUCUCCGACCCUGCGAUCCGGCAGCGCCUGGUCGGUCAGGAGAUCCUCUCCGACAAUGGACGUGACUUCCACUUCGCCGCCUGGAGCGAACGCCGCUACGCCAACAACGUCAACUGGGAGUACCGUGUCAAGGUACGCAUUGAAGGCAUCCCAGUGCACUGCUGGGCAGAGGAUGUAGCUGCAAAGGCACUCGGCAAGAGCUGCGCCGUGCACUAUGUGGAGGAGACGACUCGGCACCGCGAGCGCACUAGGUCCUUUGACCUUUGGGCCUGGUGCAGCGACCCCAGCGACAUCCCCACCGAGGUCUGGCUCACGGUGACCGAGCCGGACAGGGAGCCACCACAUCAUGAUGAGCCGGUCGACCUCAAGCGCGGCCAUGUCUACGUCCUGCGCAACCACCUCGAGAUUGUGGAUGAUCUCUCCUUCCUGCAAGGCCGGGGCAGAGUUGGCGGCCCCCCGAACCGCAAGCCACGUAGGGAGUUCAUCUGGAGCUACGGCGCCCCGGACACCGAGGGAGAACGCCUCCAUGGCAGGCGGGGAAACAACCGCGGCCGAGAACUUAGGCGACACCCAAGGCGGGAUGAUGAUGACUAUGAGGACAGGCGCAACCACGGCAUGCGUCGUCACCGCAGCCUGUCUGGCUGGGCAAGGAGCGCACGCUGCAGGACCGGAGCUGAGGACUGCAUCAGCUCCAACAGAUGGGGAGUGCGCAGGGACUCCCCACCUAGAAGGAGCAGGGCGAACCAAGAAGGCCACCAGAGGCCCAACCUUGUCUGGAAGGUGAAGGGGCACGAUGAGGAGAAGAGAAAGAAGAAGGUGACUUUUGCAGAGCCGAUUGCAACUGAACUCAAGGCCACCCUCCCUGAUGACAGCAUCAUACUCAUGAAGGACCAGUGCUCUGUCCUAGUGGAGGCCAAGAAACAGGAGAUGCAAAUGGUCGAUGGCAACCCACUCAACAUGGACUUCACCCCAACUGACACCAAGCCAACUGCAGGCAAGAAUGCAGAGGACCAGGUGGUGGAGCAGCACGACACCCUCAAGAAUAUGAUGGCGGGACUCAUGCUGGAUCAGCUGCAGAACCUGCUGCACUUCGGCAACCCCAUCGAGAAGUCCAAGAUGGAGGCUAUCCAGGUCCUCAUUGAGCAGGGCGCCAAGAUGCAGAACAAGGACGACAUGGCCGUGGCUUCUAGCCUGGUGGCUUAGGUGCCAGUCAAUAGUGGUUCCAAUGAUCAAUGUUAGCCCCUUCAGGGAGUAGGGGUUGGGCUGGUAGCCCAUUGUAUCCUAGUCAAGUUGCUAGUAGUCUAGCCCUGCAUGGCUUUAGGAGCGCGAUGAUGCGCAUGUGGAUUUUCGAACUCCUAAUUGUCUUUCGGAUGCACGCCUGCUGGCCUUGUAGCCUUCGGCGAAUGAACUGUAUGCACCUAUGUUGCACUUUGGGGGAAUUUUGGCCUGCUGGCUGUGUUGCCUUCGGUCACCCCUGGUUAUCUGCCUGGACUUCGGCAGCUGAUUUGUUGUAUGCUAUCUGGACCAU